AUGCUCAUAAAGCCACCAGUCAAAGCGGGAACGUACCAAGAUCAAAAGAACCAGAAGGAAAUAGCUGACACGGGCAAGUCGAAGCAUACCUCGGAACGCAGAGACAAAGGAACAUGGCAGGACCCAGUAGAAACCCCCACCUCCAAAGGGAUCAUAAACUACAUAUUAGGAGGUUUCGCCGGAGGAGGAAUAACAAACACAGCAAGGAAACGAAGUUAUAGAGCCAUGAUGACAAUGGAAGGAACUCAGCAGAACUCUCCAGCGCCAACAUCCUCGGCCAUUGUCAAUUUCAGUGCUUCUGAUUUCAAAUCAAGAACUCCAAACCGAGAUGACCCAGUGGUAAUUUCUGUAAGCAUGGGAGAAUUGAUUGUGAAAAAGGUGCUGCUCGAUCCAGGAAGCAGCACCGAUGUCUUGUUCUACUCCACAUUCAAGAAGAUGCAAUUAAGCGACAAGUCAUUACAACCAUCAGGAGGAGAACUGGCAGGUUUUUCGGGUGAAAGGGUCCCCAUAUCAAGUUACGUCUAG
Arachis duranensis is the source of this 525-nucleotide messenger RNA. RefSeq lists its product as uncharacterized. Bases 1 to 525 code for a protein of 174 amino acids. The record is from RefSeq and is a predicted model, not a curated record. The transcript is spliced from 2 exons. Lineage: Eukaryota; Viridiplantae; Streptophyta; Magnoliopsida; Fabales; Fabaceae.